AUGACGAACGAGGAGGACCGAGAACCUCUCUUAGCGAGGAGGACGAUUCAGACGACGACAACGCGAGCGAAGAAGACAAAUAAUAAUAAUUCGAUUUUGAUGAACAACACGAUGGGGGAAACUUUUUAUUCCUCGUUUACGUCGUUUACGUCGUGUACGUCCAGGUGGGGGAAGAUGAUUUUCAUCUUCUUUUUGGCCGCGGCGACGAUUGGAGGAUUGCUCGGCGUCAAUCUGUCGCCGCGCAGAAGGGAUGAUGAUGACGAUGGACGUUUACUCGCGCAGAAACAAAGGCAUCGUUAUCAGCAGCGGCAUCAAUUUGGCGAGGCAUUAUCAUCGUCGUCGUCGUCGUCGUCGUCGUCGUCGUCAUCGACGACACAGGCGACGGCGAGAUCCCCGGACGCGCUCGUGGAGAGUAAACAAGUGGAACCGGAACUGGCGUUUCACACGGAGGAGGAAAUCGCGUCGGUGAUCGCGGCGGCGUUGGAAGGCGACGAGAAAAAGACGAGCGACGAGAGGAACAUGAGACGGAGGAGAGAGAAUGAUAACAACAACAACAACAACAACAACAACAACAACAACAACAACAACAACGAAGAGGUGAGUAGCAGCAGCAGCAGCAGCAGACGAGCGAAGGAAGAACCGAUGAUGGGGAAGAGAGAGGCGGACGACGACGACGACGGCGGCGGCAAAGAGAACGAAGGCGUCGACGCGGACGAGGCGGAGGCGAAUGGGGAGAGGAUUAGCAUCGGAAGCGCCACCGCCGCCGACGGCGGCCCCGGCGGUUCUUCAGAAGAUAAAGACGAUCAAGAGGACGAAGCCGAGGAGCAGUCGCAAGCGGAGGAGGCUUCGAGAGCGUGGGAUUUGAGCACGUAUCUUAACGUGCAAGCGAAUUCAGAAAAUUCGGCGGAGAGUUUAGUGGCGUUGAUUGCCUCCGUAGGAGGCGACGAGAGAGAGUUGGAGAGGUACGUGAAAGUGGUUGAACCAAUUGACCCGAGCCAAUGGCCGGUGAAUAUCGAUAAAGCGAUGUACGCGUUGAAGAGUAUUUUUAGAUUGAAAGCGAGAGCGGCGGAAGCGGCGCAGAUGGAAGCCAAGCUGGGAAAUUUCGUCAACGAAGACGAGAUUGAAGAUGGAAUCGCGACUCGCAGAAUGAGACGAAGAAGAAAUUUGAUGAAGGCAGAUGAGGAGGAAAUCGAAGGAGGUAAACUCGGGUACUUUCAGAUGGGUAAAUUCGUGAACGACGUGAUCAAAGGAAAAGUGAGCGAACAAUCAAACGAAGAUGAUGAAGAGGAAGAAGAUGAUCAAGAUUACGAUGAAAAAGCAACUUCAGGCAGCUCCUCCACCCAAUCCAUGGGGGCUUCGUUAGGCGACGAGAAAGAGAAGUCACUUUCUUCGUUCGACGAUUUAGAGACGAGCUCUUUGGGCUAUUUCGACUUCAAAAGUUUCAUCGACGACAUGCUCUCGAAUCAUCCGGAAAAGAAGACCAUAGACAGCGACGAUGGAGAAGGCAUUUCGUAUUUAGGCACUGGCGAUAACGAGGACGAGAAGGAAACGAAGAAGAAACAAAAACUUCCCUCGCUCGGGUAUUUCGAUUUCAAAAAGUUUGUCGAAGACGCAAUGAGUGAAGCGCCGAAACCGAAAUACGAGCGAAAAUUCAUGGACUCCGAAAACGACAGUUCUGGCGUGUAUUUAGAUGCUGCGGCUGGCUCGACUCUUGGGGAGGCGCAACAACCGAAACUCGGCAAAGUGAUCGAAGAUACCUCCGAAACCAUCGAAAGUUUGAAACCGCUUGGGCUCACCGCCGAUGACGUGAAAGUUUUGUACAAAGCGUACAAGAAAGAGAAGAAGGAAAAGGAAAGUUUGCAGGAUAAUUCAGAGAAGAGUGGUAAUAAAGUAUCUGCAUUGAUUGAGGAUGACGACGAGGAGAUGACCUUGGCGAAAGAGUGGAACUUGAACAAUUUGAGAGGCAUGGGAUGGUUCGAAGCGUUAGUCGACCGCGAUAAAGAAACCGGUAAGUUAUCCUCCAAGUGGUGGCAAACUGAAAAGAUUCCAGAGUUGGGAAAACUCUUCUCUCACGUCUACCGAUGGCAACUCGCUAAAGACGCGAAAAAUGAAAAGGCUUUGAUUUUGGACGCCGAUGGUUUGUUAGACACGUCCAAUCUCGCCAUUCCCAUGGACGCCAUUCGAGUCAUCUCGGCGCACGCAUCGAACGAUUUCGACGUCAUGUUCUUGGGAAAUCUGGGCACGAAAGAUCCAAUCUUUGAAACCUUCCCAGACUCGAGCGGUAACGUCAUCGAGAUCCGCAAAUGGCAAGGAACGCAAGACGCGACCAACGCGAACGCAUACAUCGUCUCGGCGCAAUUCGUGAACAAUAUUUUCGAUUUUAUUUUGAGCUCAGACAUGAACGUGCCGAAGGAGAGUUUGGAGAACUGGUUAGGAAGAGUCGUUUGCGGCGCCAAAGAGCAACAACAACCGCAACAACAAGACGAUUUCGAAGAAAACUCCUCCCUCGGUCUCGAAUCGGCCGUCAACGAAGAGCUCUCGGAGGAAAAUACUUUAGCCAAGAAACCAGUCGUCGGAAAACACGUGUUUAACUGCUACUCCGCCGCCGGCGUCCAAGUGAAGCCAACCGCUUCGUCAUCGGACGCCGCUUCGAAGCGCCAACGCAAACAGCAACAACAACAACGAUCGACCGCCGCUACCGCGGACGUCGUCGACGGUCUCGAAAGCGUCUCUUCUUCCGAAGAGAAAGGAGGUACAGACGUUCAUCGAGCAGUCGCUUAA
Molecule: messenger RNA, 2781 nt
Organism: Bathycoccus prasinos
Lineage: Eukaryota; Viridiplantae; Chlorophyta; Mamiellophyceae; Mamiellales; Bathycoccaceae
Exons: 1
Coding region: 1-2781 (926 amino acids)
Source: RefSeq, a predicted model, not a curated record